GCGUCGCCGCCAUCUUUGUUGAUGUGUCAGCUCCGCGGGGGCUUGGGGGAGCUGUGGCGCCGAGAGAGAGAGAGGUGUCCCGCCCUGGUCCUCGCCGCUCUGCUUCCCUCCCACUCUGCCCCGCGAUGGAGAAGUUGGUCUCUGAGCUGGAGCUCCAGCGGCCUCGCUAGGGUGCGGCCUGAGGCUUGGAGAGGAGGGAUGUAAAACGAAGAUCAGGAGCAGAUUUGAAGAAAUGCAGAGUGAGUUACCAAUCAGCAUGGCAGAGACAGAGCACGUAGCCUCCAUUUCCUCUGAUAAAAAUCCUGGGACAGCAUCUGAAUUAACGGAAGACUCAUGCAUCUCAUUUUCUGGUGAUGAAAGCUGUAAGUUAGAAAAUGAGUCCAAAGUAUUGUCAUUAAAGUGUGAUGAAACAUUAUGUCAGUCCAACGAACACAAUAGUCAGAUUGAAGCACAGGAAAAUGAUAUUCUGGAUCAUGGUGGAGGUGAGAAUUCUUGUGCUAAAAGAAACAUAUGUGCUGAAAAUUCUGAACAAACGGUUAAUUUUCCUAGUGGAGAUUCUGCAGAGCAACUUUCAAAAACAAGUGAAACAGAACAGACAGUUACACAAAUACUGGCUGAGUUAAGAUCAUCUACGUUUACAGAAGUUGCUAAAGAAAAGACUUAUUCAGAAAGUCCUUAUGAUACAGACUGCACCAAGAAGCUUAUUUCAGAAAUAAAGAAUGUUUCGACCUCAGAGGAUUUGUUGGAAGAAAUAGAGUCUGAACUCUUAUCUACAGACUUGGCAGAGGAACGCCACCGAGUGCCAAAUGGAAUGAAUAAGGGAGAACAUGCAUUGGUUCUGUUUGAAAAGUGUGUGCAAGAUAAGUAUUUGCAGCAAGAACAUACCAUUAAAAAGUUAAUUAAAGAAAAUAAGAAGCACCAGGAGCUCAUCUUAGAUAUUUGUUCGGAAAAAGAUAAUCUCAGAGAAGAAUUAAAAAAAAGGACAGAAACAGAGAAGCAACAUAUGAGCACAAUUAAACAGUUAGAAUCAAGAAUAGAGGAACUAAAUAAAGAAGUUAAAGCUUCCAAAGAUAAACUAAUAGCUCAAGAUACUGCAGCUAAAAAUGCAAUUCAACAGUUACACAAAGAGAUGGCCCAACGGAUGGAACAGGCCAACAAGAAAUGUGAAGAGGCACGCCAAGAAAAAGAAGCAAUGGUAAUGAAGUAUGUAAGAGGUGAGAAGGAAUCUUUAGACCUUCGAAAGGAAAAAGAGAUACUUGAAAGAAAACUUAGAGAUGCAAAUAAGGAAUUUGAGAAGAACACUAACAAAAUUAAACAGCUUUCUCAGGAGAAAGGCCGGUUGCACCAGCUGUAUGAAACAAAGGAAGGGGAAAUGACUAGACUCAUCAGAGAAGUAGACAAAUUAAAGGAAGAAAUCAACUCUCACAUCAUUAAAGUGAAGUGGGCACAAAACAAAUUAAAAGCUGAAAUGGAUUCUCACAAGGAAACCAAAGAUAAACUCAAAGAAACAACAACAAAGUUAACACAAGCAAAGGAGGAAGCAGAUCAGAUACGACAGAACUGUCAGGAUAUGAUAAAAACGUAUCAGGAAUCAGAAGAAAUCAAAUCAAAUGAGCUUGAUGCAAAACUUAGAGUCACAAAAGGAGAACUUGAAAAACAAAUGCAAGAAAAAUCUGACCAGCUAGAGAUGCAUCAUGCCAAAAUAAAGGAACUAGAAGAUUUGAAGAGGACAUUUAAGGAGGGUAUGGAUGAGCUACGAACACUGAGAACAAAGGUAAAAUGUCUAGAAGAUGAACGAUUUAGAACAGAAGAUGAAUUAUCAAAAUACAAGGAAAUUAUUAAUCGACAAAAAGCAGAAAUUCAGAAUUUAUUGGACAAAGUGAAAGUUGCAGAUCAGAUACAGGAACAACUUCAAAGAGGUAACCAAGAAAUUGAAAAUUUGAAGGAAGAAGUGGAAAGUCUUAAUUCUGUGGUUAAUGACCUGCAAAAAGACAUCGAAGGCAGUAGGAAGAGAGAAUCUGAGCUACUGCUGUUUACAGAAAGGCUCACCAGUAAGAAUGCACAGCUUCAGUCUGAGUCCAGCGCCUUGCAGUCGCAAUUUGAUAAGCUUUCCUGUAGCGAGAAUCAGUUACAGAGCCAAUGUGAGCAAAUGAAACAGACCAACAGCACUCUGGAAAGUCGAUUGUUAAAGGAGGAAGAACUGCAUAAAGAAGAGGUGCAGACUCUGCGAGCUGAACUCACUGGUAGGCAGGCAGAAGUUACAGCGUUGAGUACCCAGGUGGAAGAGCUGAAGGAUGACUUAGUAACUCAGAGACGUAAGCAUGCCUCCAGUGUCAAGGACCUAACCAAACAACUUCAGCAAGCACGAAGAAAAUUAGAACAGAUUGAGACUGGAAACUAUGAUAAAGAAGUCAGCAGCAUGGGGAGUCGUUCUAGUUCAUCAGGGUCCCUUAAUGCUCGAAGCAGUGCAGAAGAUCGAUCUCCAGAAAAUACUGGGUCAUCGGUCGCUGUGGAUAACUUCCCAGAAGUCGACAAGGCCAUGUUGAUCGAGAGGAUAGUUAGGCUGCAGAAAGCACAUGCCCGGAAAAAUGAAAAGAUAGAAUUCAUGGAGGACCACAUCAAACAGCUGGUGGAAGAAAUUAGGAAAAAGACAAAAAUAAUUCAGAGUUACAUUUUACGGGAAGAAUCGGGAACACUUUCUUCAGAGGCAUCUGAUUUUAACAAAGUCCAUUUAAGUAGACGGGGUGGCAUCAUGGCAUCUUUAUAUACAUCCCAUCCAGCUGAUACUGGAUUAACGCUGGAACUUUCUUUGGAGAUCAACCGAAAAUUACAGGCUGUUUUGGAGGAUACAUUACUGAAAAAUAUUACUUUAAAGGAAAACCUCCAGACACUUGGAACUGAAAUAGAACGCCUUAUUAAGCACCAGCAUGAACUAGAACAGAAGACAAAGAAAAUUUAACACAAAACUCUUGCUCAAUAAGCAGACAGAAGCCACACAGGAGCAGGUGCCAUUGACCAGUAUUGUUGGAAACUUCUUCCUGCUUUAUGUGUCAGCCCGUGACAAGUCUGUUUUGCUUCAUCUGUAUAAAAAGUGUCCCUUUACAGUCUGGAUGCAUUGCUCUGUGUCCUGUGUGAGCGCAGGCUUUCUGGAAAUCUGGGUGGUGCAGAACAGCGGCCUGGCCUUGGAUCCACACAGCUUAGUCUGCUGGUUGUCAGAGUGCUGAACAUUACCUCAAGGGCUUUGAAAAACCCCUUCUCCAUGUUUCUUCCCUUUAAAAUCCAUAAUGUCAAAAGUGAUUCAACUUACAAAACAAGCCUGAAAAGACAGAUAGCAGUCAGCGGCAGUGGACUGUUUGACCAGCACCGAGAACCCUGAAGAUGAGGCGGAGUUUCAUGUUCUGACCCUCCAUGGUAGCGCUGGGUUGUGUUUGAAGGAUGUGUAUGACUCCUUGGGUCUUCUCAUUUUUACUUUGAUGAAGACCAAAUCAAAUAGGAAAGCUAGCCAUUGGUAACCGGCAGUGGUCAGGCGUUGUAUGUCCGUGUCAGGUUUCCUUAUCUGCCAUGGCUACAUUUUAUCAGAUUUGAAUUGUUUAAUAGUUGAAUUUUAAAAGUGUUUAUUAAGAUUUUAAAUAACAUGUUCAUUUAGAAAAUUCCCGUACGGUUCAGUUAUAUUUUAAAUUGUGAAAUGAAUCCAAUCAUUAGAAAAGCGAAUGAUUCUUUGAAACAUCAUAAAAAGAUAAAUAUAAGGUUUAAAGACAUUAUGAAGAACCAGUUCCCCAGGAGAAACCAGCAUAUGGCACUGUUAACCAUUUCACGUGGGCACCAUUCUUCAUUGAGGAUAUAAUUAACAGAGGGGAGUUAGCAUACCAUUCCUCCAAAUAAAACGUUUCUAAUUCUUUAUUUGGCACCAAAGGAAUUUUAGAGCCAAAUUUUGGUACCUUUUGGAUUUUUACAAUAUUUAUUUAGAUGGACAUUUACAUGUUGCCGGAGUAUCAGUGUCUCUGUCAUUGAAGUUUUUCUCACCUCCUGUCGUUUCUCACCUAUUUUAAUUUCUGAGUUUAAUUUUUCAGUUUGCGUUAUGUUCAGAUCCAUUUUGUAAUAGGAUACUUUGGCUUAUGUGUAAAUGUUACAGGAAGCUUCACUUUUGUUCUGAAUUUUUACGUUCUUUUUUUUUUCUUUGAAGGAAGUACGCUUUGGUGUGAUAUAAUAAAAGCCUUUAAAGAUUUGUAUAGGCUCCAGAAGUUGGGCUCAUGGUGGCAAUGUCCUUUUAAUGUGUUUUAACAUUUUUUUUACCAACUUGACAUUGUUUAAAAAGGUUAUUUAUUAAGGAUUAGAUGAAUCAAUGUAGUCUCUUAUUUUUUCUGUUUAUUGAGUCAUGUCCAUAAAUAUCUUUCACUUCAAAAUGAAAGUAUAUUCACACAUUCAAAGAUGUUUUAUUUUUAAAAUAGCUGUUAAAAGUAUUAGUCUCAGUAUAAUGUGUUGCUAUUUUUAACCAGUAGUAAUUUAUCAAAAUUUAAAAAGUGGGUAAGUGCAAUAAAAAUCUGAAUUAUUUUCCCAUUUGUCUCUAGACAUUGCUGACACUCCACAGGACUACUCAGAGUAGGCAACAUCAUUAAAAGUGAUACUGAUUCAUAAUUUUUUUGUUUCUCCAAGGCACAAAAUGAAUAAUGGAGACCAAAUAGGGAUCAGAUCCCCAGUGUCCUAUGCCUAUGCACUUUAAUACACACACACGUGCGCACACACAUUACAGACAGAGAUGAAACAUUCCAGUGUUAUUAUUUGUGCCACCAUCUUCUUGGAGAAGUUUAAUAAUUAAACGGUUUUGGAAGGCAAUUAUUAAAAAGCAUAUGUGACUGUUUUGCUGUCCUUCCCCUCCAUAAUGAAGGAAGGGCUUUCUUUUCUUCUUCAGUGUCUACUGUAUCGUUUUGUAUAUGGAGCAGGACUGAGCAAAGUGAGCCUGUGUCCAACGCACUGAUUUCUGUGCUGAUGCACAAACAGCUCCCGCUGUAAGGAUUUAGCCGGCCUUUGACUUGUUACUGUGUUGAACAGAGGAAUGGGAUGUCUGGAAGGGGACGUGGUCUGGAUAAACCUGAAGUCCGGGGGAAAUUGCUUCAUCUGUUCAUUUAUACACAUCAAAGGCUAGUCUGGUUAGUGACCCUUCGCUGUCUUUGAACAAGAAAUGACUGUGUGUGUGUGUGGGUGGGUGGGUGUGCUUCACUAGGUUUUAGUUUGAAAUUGGAUGCUGGCUGUGAAUCCCUUUUCCCCAUAUCACUUAAGAUUUGUAGCCUGUUAAGUUUUAAAGAUCGAUAAAUGGUGAGUUUGGAAGGAAGACUUAAGUUUGAACUGUGAUCAGGGUUUUUUGGUGAUUUUUUUCUUUUUCUACAGUGUUACCUCUAUGUUCCAUCACCAUUUAAAAAGCAGGUUAGCUUGAAAUGAAAUGUUCAGGCUAUCCACAUGCUGUUUUCCCAUUUACUACACACAUUAAAAUCCUCCCACUGCCAGGCACCACACAGGGCAUUGUUACUGCAUUGGGGAGUGGACCAGACAGGGCAGUCAGUUCCCUUUCUCAUGGGGUUUAUGGUGUAAAAGUAGGGCUAGGCCUUUGGUUCUUUUAGCUCACAGCCAGCCCCUUAAAACUGGGCUGAGAAGAGGGUGACUUUGUUUGGGCAAGUAGGUGGCCAGAAAUCUGACUCUGGCAUGAAUUUUUGGAAGCUGAAUCCAUGUUAAGCUGAGAACACACUGCUGUUUUCUUGGUAGUUGUGCGCAUUUCCUAACUUGUCACAACUUGAUGUUUCAUUUUGAUUUAAGAAAAAAGACAACAAUCCAAAGACCAUCAGGUGACAGAUUUUUACGAUUUUGUAAAUUACUAAGGCCUCCUCAGUGCUCAAAGGACAAACCUAAUCAUGCUGCCGUGUGUGUUUCUGGACUUUGUUUUGCAGUGUGUUGAUUUUUUUCCUAAUGAUUUUUACAUGCAAAUGUAGAUGGAGAUUUACCAGUAGAAGGGGAAAAAAACCACUGGAAACCAUGAACGUUGUAAAUGUUAUAUAUGCUACCCUGGUAAGGAUAUCUCACAAAUCAUGUCAUUCAUGCCUUACGAAUGUUGACUCUAGUAGCCUAUUCUACUGUAACUUUUUUUUUAAGAAAAAGAAAAACAGAAUAAUUCUUUUUUGACACUAAGAUUGUUAGUUUUUAACUAGCGCCAGUUGGUGGCACUGGAAACCUGAAAAUUUUCAGUGCUGAACAAGAAAAUAAUAGAAAAACAAUCCAAACAUGAAGUUUUCAGGAAAAUAAAUGAAAAAUAUUAAUUGCAGAUUUAAAAUGUAUUUUUCUUCUGGAAUGAAAUUCUUUUUAAAAAUGCAUAUGCUGUCCAUUUUGACUGUGAUGAUGAAACUUGUUUAUCUUCCAGAGUACACACAUAUGUGUCUCUAUAUAUAUGUGCAUUGUAUAGAUAAUCUUUAAUUUGAUUACACUGUUCAUUUUGUAAAUAUGUUUCUGUAUGAAAUGAAGCUUUUCAAGAGGAUUUAUGUAUAUAUUACACUUAUUAAAUAGAUAAUGCCUGUUU
Messenger RNA from Lepus europaeus (European hare), 6562 nucleotides. RefSeq names its product coiled-coil domain containing 186 (gene CCDC186). Gene Ontology annotation, biological process: vesicle cytoskeletal trafficking. The record is from RefSeq and is a predicted model, not a curated record. NCBI's taxonomy places the organism in Eukaryota, Metazoa, Chordata, Mammalia, Lagomorpha, Leporidae. The transcript has 16 exons. Gene Ontology annotation, molecular function: small GTPase binding. Bases 233 to 2959 code for a protein of 908 amino acids. Gene Ontology annotation, cellular component: trans-Golgi network.